Molecule: messenger RNA, 5088 nt
Organism: Rhinopithecus roxellana (golden snub-nosed monkey)
Lineage: Eukaryota; Metazoa; Chordata; Mammalia; Primates; Cercopithecidae
Gene: ZNF841
Product: zinc finger protein 841
Exons: 6
Coding region: 1968-4745 (925 amino acids)
Biological process (GO): negative regulation of transcription by RNA polymerase II
Molecular function (GO): DNA-binding transcription repressor activity, RNA polymerase II-specific
Source: RefSeq, a predicted model, not a curated record
GGGGGUCUUGCUGUGUGCCCAGGCUGAUCUUGAACUCCUGAGCUCAAGUAAUCUGCCAGACUUGGCCUCCUGAAUUGCUGGGGUUGCAGGCCUAAGCUACCUUGUCUGGCCCAUCUGAAAAGUCUUAAUCCAUUUCAGUAUCAACUCUAAGGCCCAAAUAUCACCUAAAUAUUAUCUGAAUCACAUAUGGGUGAGAAACAAUGUGUGGUUCAUCCUGAGGCAAAAUUUUUGUCCAGCUGUGAAUCUGUGAAGCCAGAGAAGUUAUCUGCUUCCAAAAUACAAUGGUGGGACAGGCAUAGGAAAGACCCUCAGCCCUGGAAACCACCCUUCUACUUUGUUACUGUGAAUUUGACGUUCGUACUUAGCACAUGUAAGAAAGCGCAUGAAGCAUUUGUCUUUCUGUGUGUUGGGAACGGUGUUGCAAAAAUCAACACUGAGACAAAGGAGCUCUCAGCAAGGCUAGUUUACUUUCUACAGAAAGGGUGCCGCUCACUAGCAGUCUUGUCACGAGAGCACACAUGAACAAAGGAGACAGGGUCAUUUAUAACCUGACGUGUCCAUCCUACUGCUGUGUCUGGUUUCCAUUGGUUGGAACUGGACCUCACAUUCUGUACUUGACCCGAUUGGCUAGCACGUUAGUACUUCCCAAAAGAGGCAAAGGCAGAGGAGAACAAAGGAAGAGAGGAAGUAACUUGUGGAAGACUGAGACAAAAACACUUCCAAAUAAGGAAGAGGAAUAGGCUGUGACCUAACGCUUGCUUGGACCAGUUCAGGCAUGCCAGGGCAAAUAUCUAGGCUAAAAUGUGGGAGCUAAGAACACAGAGUAUAUUGAUUUAUUUAUUAUGGUUAGCAGAUACUUAAGAAUAUUACCACAGGUCUUUGAGUAAAUUUUGCUUCUAACAGAGGUUACUAUCUAUUCUCAAUUACACUGGGAGGAAAGUCCCUUUGAAGAGGAGCCUCUACUUACUUCAUUUUCUACACUGUGUCUAGCACAUUUCAAUUGGCAUAAUGUCUUCUGGGUUCCUGGAUCCAGUCACCUCUCCACAUCCAAUCUCCACCGAGAUGCUAGUUCCCUGACUACUGAGUAGCUUUAGCUUCUCUGGUAAGACUGGAUGGAGUCCACGAGGCUGAGAAAAAUCGGUUUUGACUUAAUUCAGUUCAACUUGUUAAGAAUAAAUCAUCUUAGUUUCCACAAAGAUGGACCAUAUAAGUGGACCAUGUAAGUGGACCACAACUUUAAGAUUCAUCCUUAAAUUCUGAAACAUUAACUUAAAAUGGGCAAGAAGCAACGCUGCUUCCCAGGACAAGAAAUAGUCACAAAUACUCCCAAAUCUGGAGAACAGACCCCGCCCACCCCUGGAGGCCCCGCUUCAUCCCAGUUUUCGGUCCAGCCAAGCCCCAACUGGUCACGCCCCCUGCCGGCCCGGGCCUCCCACCACCCUCUGGGGCCCCUCCCCAGUCAGGCCCAGUCUCCGCCAAGCUCUUUCCCAGUCGCGCCCCGCCCAGACCCCGCCCCCGCGCCUCCCGGUUUUUUUUUCCUCGCCUAGUUUCCUGCACACCCGGAAGCAGAUCGCUCCUGGGAAAGGCCACAUCGCUAUGCGUGUGUUUGGGUCUACCUGGAUUAAACAAUUGCUUCGCUUUGUCUACCUGGAUUAAACGUACACUUCGCAGUCCUCGGUUCUCCAUACCCGUGACCUGGGGAUCGCUACGGAUCUUAAAAUACCCGCAACAGCCCCAUUCGUCCCAAGGUCUCUGUCUCCUAGGCUGGAGAGCAGUGGCAUGAUCUCGCGCUCAUUGCAGCUUCUACCUCCUGGCCUCAAGCAGUCUUUCCACCUCAGCCUCUCACCGCACUGGAAUUACAGAUGUAAGCCACCACACCAGGCCUACAAGAUUUGACUUUUAAAGAAUUAAUUGUAUUGACUGAGAGAGAAGCUCAGAAGAGGAAGAAGAAAGAAAAGGAGUCAAGAAUGGCUCCUCCCCAGGGAUCUUUGACAUUCAGGGAUGUGGCCAUAGAAUUCUCUCAGGAGGAGUGGAAAUGCCUGGACCCUAUUCAGAAAGCUUUAUACAGGGACGUGAUGUUGGAGAACUACAGGAACCUGGGCUUCCUGGCAGGACUCUGUCUUCCUGACCUGAAUAUUAUCUCCAUGUUGGAGGAAGGGAAAGAGCCCUGGACUGUGGUGAGCCAAGUGAAAAUAGCAAGGAACCCAAAUUGGGGGGAAUGCAUGACAGGCGUGAUCACAGGUAUCUCUCCUAAACGUGUGAUCAAGGAAUUACCACGAAUACAGAACAGUAACACAGGAGAAAAAUUCCAAACAGUGAUGUUGGAAGGACAUGAAAGCUAUGACAUUGAAAAUGUUUACUUCAGGGAAAUCCACAAAAAUCUACAGGACCUUGACUUUCAAUGGAAAGAUGGUGAAAUAAAUUGUAAAGAAGUGCCAAUGACCCAUAAAAACAAUCUUACUGGUACAAGAGUUCGACAUAGUCAAGGGGACGUAGAAAACAAGCAUAUUGAAAAUCAGCUUAUAUUAAGCUUUCAAUCUGGUCUGGCUGAAUUGCAGAAAUUUCAAACUGCAGAGAAAAUUUAUGAAUGUAAUCAAAUUGAGAGGACAGUUAAUAAUGGUUUUUUAGCUUCACCACUUCAAAGAAUUUUUCCUAGUGUCCAAACCAACAUUUCUAGGAAAUAUGGGAAUGAUUUUUUGCAGCUUUCGUUACCUACACAAGACGAGAAAACAUACAUUGGGGAAAAACCUUACAUAGGUAAUGAGUGUGGCAAAGCCUUUAGAGUGUCUCCAAGUCUUAUUAAUCAUCAGAUGAUACAUACGACAGAGAAACCUUACAGAUGCAGUGAGUCUGGCAAAGCCUUUAAUCGGGGCUCACUACUAACAGUACAUCAGAUAGUCCAUACAAGAGGGAAACCAUAUCAAUGUGAUGUAUGUGGCAGGAUCUUCAGACAAAAUUCAGAUCUUGUAAAUCACCGGAGAAGUCACACCGGAGACAAGCCCUACAUAUGUAAUGAAUGUGGCAAGUCCUUUAGUAAAAGUUCUCACCUUGCAGUUCAUCAGAGAAUUCAUACUGGAGAGAAACCUUACAAAUGUAAUCGAUGUGGGAAGUGCUUUAGUCAGAGUUCCUCUCUUGCAACUCAUCAGACAGUUCAUACUGGAGACAAACCCUACAAAUGUAAUGAGUGUGGCAAAACCUUUAAACGGAACUCAAGCCUUACUGCACAUCAGAUAAUCCAUGCAGGAAAGAAACCAUACACAUGUGAUGUAUGUGGCAAGGUCUUUUACCAAAAUUCACAACUUGUAAGGCACCAGAUCAUUCAUACUGGAGAGACACCUUACAAAUGUAAUGAAUGUGGCAAGGUCUUCUUUCAACGUUCACGUCUUGCAGGUCAUCGGAGAAUUCAUACUGGAGAGAAACCUUACAAAUGUAAUGAAUGUGGCAAGGUCUUCAGUCAACAUUCACAUCUUGCAGUGCAUCGGAGAGUUCAUACUGGAGAGAAACCUUACAAAUGUAAUGAAUGUGGCAAAGCCUUUAAUUGGGGCUCAUUACUCACUAUACAUCAGAGAAUUCAUACCGGAGAGAAACCUUACAAAUGUAAUGUGUGUGGCAAGGUCUUUAAUUACGGUGGAUACCUUUCAGUUCAUAUGAGAUGUCAUACUGGAGAGAAACCGCUCCAUUGUAAUAAAUGUGGCAUGGUCUUCACUUACUAUUCAUGCCUAGCACGUCAUCAGAGAAUGCAUACCGGAGAGAAACCUUACAAAUGUAAUGUGUGUGGCAAGGUCUUCAUUGACAGUGGAAACCUUUCAAUACAUAGGCGAAGUCAUACCGGAGAGAAACCUUUCCAGUGUAACGAAUGUGGCAAGGUCUUCAGUUACUACUCAUGCCUAGCACGUCAUCGGAAAAUUCAUAGUGGAGAGAAACCUUACAAAUGUAAUGAUUGUGGCAAAGCCUAUACUCAGCGUUCAAGCCUCACUAAACAUCUGGUAAUUCAUACUGGAGGGAACCCUUACCACUGUAAUGAGUUUGGCGAGGCUUUUAUCCAAAGUUCAAAACUUGCAAAAUACCACAGAAAUCCUACUGGGGAGAAACCACACAAAUGUAGUGAAUGUGGUAGAACUUUUAGUCAUAAAACAAGUCUGGUGUACCAUCAGAGGAGACAUACUGGAGAGAUGCCAUACAAAUGUAUUGAAUGUGGGAAAGUCUUUAAUUCCACUACAACCCUUGCAAGGCAUCGGAGAAUUCAUACUGGAGAGAAACCUUACAAAUGUAAUGAAUGUGGCAAGGUCUUCCGUUAUCGCUCAGGCCUCGCACGUCAUUGGAGUAUUCAUACUGGAGAGAAACCUUACAAAUGUAAUGAGUGUGGCAAAGCCUUUAGAGUACGUUCAAUUCUGCUUAAUCAUCAGAUGAUGCAUACUGGAGAGAAACCUUAUAAAUGUAAUGAAUGUGGUAAAGCUUUUAUCGAAAGGUCAAACUUGGUUUACCAUCAGAGAAACCAUACUGGAGAGAAGCCAUACAAAUGUAUUGAAUGUGGCAAGGCAUUUGGGCGGCGGUCUUGCCUCACUAAACACCAACGAAUUCAUUCUGGUGAAAAACCUUAUAAAUGUAAUGAGUGUGGCAAAUCUUACAUUAGUCGCUCAGGCCUUACUAAACAUCAGAUAAAACAUACUGGAGAGAACCUUACAACUAAACUCAAUGUGGAAAGGCCUUUAGACGUUGUCCUAACUUCUGGGAUCCCCAAAUAAUUUAUACUUAACUGAUAUAAUUUGUCUAUUUGUCCCUUCCCUUUGAAGUCUCAUGUGGAAUUGUAAUCUCCAGCAUUGGAGGUGGGGCCUAGUGGGAGGCAACUGGAUGAUGGAGGUGGAUUUCUCAAGAAAGGUUUAGUACCAUCCCCUUGUUGCUGUCCUUGUGAUAGUGAGUUCUCAUGAGCUCUGGCUGUUUAAAAGUGAAUGGCAGGGCCAGGCGCCUAGCUCAUGCUUGUAAUCCCAGCACUUUGGGAGACUGUGGACGGAUCACUUGAGGUCAGGCAUUCAAGAGCAGCCUGGCCAACAUGGUGAAACCCUGUCUCUGCCAAAAAUAAAAAACAUU